Ceratitis capitata (Mediterranean fruit fly) is the source of this 4893-nucleotide messenger RNA. RefSeq lists its product as uncharacterized. Gene Ontology annotation, cellular component: membrane. NCBI's taxonomy places the organism in Eukaryota, Metazoa, Arthropoda, Insecta, Diptera, Tephritidae. The record is from RefSeq and is a predicted model, not a curated record. Gene Ontology annotation, biological process: sodium ion transmembrane transport. Bases 343 to 4707 code for a protein of 1454 amino acids. The transcript is spliced from 9 exons.
GUUUGAGUUUAGUUUGGAAUCUUCACUCGUCAACGGCGCACCACCGACUCGUCAAAUUAGCGCGCGAAAGAUCAGUCGGACGAUCCGUCGGACGGUCCAGUGUAUGUGUAGAAGUAUACAGAGCAGAGAUACUAUAAAGAAAAGUACAUAGAUAUAUUAUAUACGAGUAUAUACACAUGUGAAAAAAGUUGCGGAGCGCUAACGGUGUGGGAUUGAAAAGUGAGCAGAAUAGUGCGAAAGACAAAACAAUUCGAUAUUCGGCAUUCAGAUGUUCUUGUUUUGAAUAUAUUCGCCUUCGGUGUUGGUGGAAAAUAAACCAACAAUUACAACAAAGAGAAAGUUAUGUUCAAAGCAAAUAAUGCUGGCAACAGCAGCAGCAGAUCCACAGAAGAACGUGACCGCCUAACAGAUGGCGAAUCUGACUCACGCUUUUCCUAUAGAGCACGGCCUUUUUCUAGUCUACCACGUCGCUUCGCCUCGACCAAGAACUGUGCAGUGGUGACUGAUGAAGAUGACGGGCAGAGGGACCGCUUCCAAAAUGAGAGCAUCCAGCGGAGAGUUGCCCCCACAGCGAGGAGUUUGUCUCGCUUGAAUACGCUUAACUAUGAUAAUGUUGCUUUAGACAUAGAUGAGAGUAGCUUGGGCGCCGAAAAGAGCAGGUUUGGCUUUCAAAGCGGCAGCGUUGGUUUGGAUAUUUUUCCACAAUUGAGCAAUACAAGUGCCGAUGGCAGCGACGUCGCAAUGGAAAUGGAGCAACUACAAGAUAUUAGGCGUGAAGAUAUUUUUCCGAAUGCGAAUGACAUCACGCCAACGGACUCGUCGUGGGAUGGCAGCGAGGAUCGGGACUCCACGCAUUCCUCGGACACAAGUGAUUGCUCGCCCGAUGAUGCGACUCGUGUCCUGAACGAGCUCGACACGAUCUUGGAUAUACACGGUGCAACACAGCUGACAUCAACAGCAAGCAAUUCAUUGGAGACUAAAGUCGAAGACUGUUUAUUGGAUUUAGAUAAUUAUCUGGAAGAGAUGGACGAUUAUAGUUUUAGUAAUAAUGACGAGGAGGACAAAAUUUCGGUACAAUUGGCACGUACACCAAGUCCGAAACGUCUACCCACACGACAACGUAAUCGGUCGUUGCCUAUGAGCCGCAAAAAGAACGCACAGGCGCAGAGCGCUGAGCGCAAGCAGGAUGAAGAGACAGGUGGAAGAAUAGCACGUGGAGAGUUGCUACGACGCACAAUAGCGUGCCCGAAAGAGCGGCGGUAUGAGGAUCUUAUGGAUAACCUCGAGCAGACGUCGCCCGCAAUCGCGCGCUUACCGAGCACAGAAGCUUUGAAUGAACUAUUCAUAACAGAAGAAACGCAAGAGCUUACAAAUCUUCAGCCAACAGAAACGCCAUCUUGGACGGAGCCAACAUUUGAUGCGAGCCAACUAACGGCGGUAGUUGGCAACGCGGAGGCAGAGCAUUUGCCGGAGUCACAUUGCAAUAACUACACAGCACAGUACAGUAUUAACCCACAAAGUGGCGAAUCAACACCAGAAGCAAUGCCUUUGCGGCCCGAGCUCCGGCGUUGCCACUCACAGAACCGACUUAGCACGACUAGCACGAACAGUCGCACGGCGAUGUUGACGCAAGAGGAUAUUUUUAAUAAUUUGUUGCUACAAAACGACAACAACAGCAGCACACUGGUAAGCAGACCGCGUCAAUUUGGUCGACGUGCUUCAGGUCAUCCGCCUGUGCUCUCGGUGAGACCCGAUAUACUUGAGGGCAAUCACAGCUUCGGUGUGAGCACAGCGUCCACAAUCAGCAGUCAACGUCCACAAAGUGCACCUGCCAUUACCGCAGCUUCGCGUCAUACAAAUUUUUUGACCAGCUCCGACGCCAGCUCAGCGCAUACGUCGCGCAACUCAAGUCCCAUCACAAUCGUCUCCAGCACGGACUCAGCGUCGACAUCUGCCUCGACGAAUGGACACACCGCCGCUAUGAAUCUCGUCACAAACGGUCAUUAUGAGCACACGAGCGUGGAGCAUAACAAUACCACACAUGCCAGCGCGACGAGUAGCGAUAAGGAAUGGCCGCACAUGUGCAGCCGCGCCUUGGCGCUUGUCUGUUGCACUGUGGGUCUAUUUAACUUCUCACGUUUUGCCGUGCUUACGAUUGAGUAUGGUGGCAACUUCGUCUUGCAAUUCUUUAUACUCUCCAUACUAUUCGGCAUACCGCUAUUCCUGCUGCACGUGUGUUUGGGUUCGCGUAUUAAAGCGGGUCCGGUCUCAAUGUGGAAGAUUACUCCCAUAUGUCGUGGCAUCGGCAUUUCGCUGGUUCUGGCGCAAUGUUUCAUUGCAAUUUACUCCACUGUGGCCGUGGCUUGGCUGCUUAUCUAUCUACGUGAUGUCUUUCCAAAUAAAGGACAGGAUGGCUAUUUGUGGCAAGAGAUGUUAAGCCCCUAUAGGCGUAGCACAAAUACGUCCGCGAAUUUGACGGAGAGCAUUGCAGAUUACUUUAAUGUUGUUGUACUACAAAGACUGUAUCUACUGAAGUCGCCUGAAGGCGGAGAUGUACCGUUUCGCGUGAGUAAUCGGCCAUUUAUGUUUCAGCUCGCCUUCAGUUUAGCGUUAAUUUGGGUCUUCGUGUUCCUAAUUCUGUGCAAAGGUCUCAAAUCUUUUGGUAAAGCCGUCUUUCUAUUGACGAUCUUACCGCUCAUCGCUUUAGCGGCGGUGAUUUGUAAGCUGUUGUACGUGGUGGAUCCAGCAAAGUUGCAGAACAUCUUCACCGCCACGGACUUCAGCGAAUUCUUUGAAAAUUCCAAAAUGUGGGUCGCCGCUGCUCAAGAGGUAUUCCUGACAUGGGGCUUACUCGGCUCCUCAGUGAUCUCUAUCACAAGCUGCACACACGUGGCUGGACGGAAUGAAUCCUCGCUGCGACGUGAUGCGAUCUUUGCCAUUUUGAUAACACUCUUCAGCCUCUGCAUGGCUGCGUUGUUGGGCACACUGUGCAUACAAAUAUUAAAUCAGCAUUCCUACAGUUAUGUGCCGGGCUCAUUUGAAACGCUCGAGUCCUCAAAGUCCGUCUUCUCGCCGGAGUACGGCACCAACUUGAAUAUCAUUUCCAUACCGCCAAAAUGGAUGCCGCACUACACCAGUUUCAUCGGCGACACUUAUCGCCGGCAGCUGGUGCAUCAAGAGAGCGGCUAUCAAGCAUUGCGUUUCAUCAGCGAAGUCUUUCCCGCCACUUUGGUACUAUCGCGAGAGAGCGUCUCUUGGAUUUGGGCAGCUAUUGCCUUUGCCGCUUUAACUGUCUUGGGCUUAUCACAGCUGUGUGCCAUGUGGAAGCCGAUCGCCAGCGCGUUGGGUAAUUCCAUAAGCGCUGUGUUGCUGAGUUGUGUAACUGGUCUGCUCUUGGGCGUACCAUUUACCACCGAAAUUGGCAUAUCUGCACUCUAUUACAUGGACUUGGUGUUGGGUGGCGCUUGGUUCAUAGCCCUCUUGUGGACGACACAUAUAUUUGGUGUUUUCUUGAUACGUGGUCGACCCUAUAACGGUGACGAUUUGGUGAAUAAUUUGAAGUUCUCGAAUACACUCUCGGCAUUUACGGCUUUGGCAUGGAAUGUUUUACUUCCGAUUGGUUUGAUCACUUUGUCCGUGGUCAGCUAUAAGUUUUCAUACUCCAAUCAAUUCUAUUAUUGGCGUGGCAAAUCAAAUUUCCAAUAUUGGCCGCGGAAGGUGGCCGCGGCGGUGCAAAUUGGUUUCCUUUUGCUCAUUCCAGUCACAGCGAUUAUACAAAUUUAUCGAUAUUUAACGAAUGGGCCACCGGAUAUAUUGGAUCGCAUACAACGGCUGUACCGCCCCGGUGAGAGCUUACACGAGAUACGCAACAGUUCGUCGAGCGAUCGCAGUAGAACCGAAUUCGGACGUUCCGAGGGCAAUGGUGCAGUCGGAAAUCUGGAAUUGAACUCAUAUCAAGCACACGAUGAUGCACCGCCCAAGUAUACGCCACCACCGAGCUACACCACGGCAACUGGUGCACGUUUCGCCAAAAUCUUACGCCAAAGCAUACGACGCAGUGUGCGACGUGUACUUGGCGAUCGCAGUCGCACACGUCCCAUACUCAGCAUCGACUCGGAGAGCAAUCAACCCACCACAUCCAUGCAACACAUACGCCAUGACGAGGCGGUGGCGGUGGGACCACACUACACCAGCGCCGACAUACCCAACAUAAAUGGUGCGCACAUAAUAGAACAACAACAACAGCAACAACACUUUUCCUGCACUUCUGGCGAACAUCUACAGCGUUCACUCUCGCUGGGACGCAAGCUGACGACAAAACAACUGCAACCACAACAUCACACAAUAGGCGCUGGUCGCGGUCAACGCAGCACACAGCAGGCUGUAGGCGAACAACGGAAUUUACGUGCGCCAUACACUGCAGACGAUGUGGUGACUGUAUUGCGCUCAACCUCUUAUGCGUCAGCACAAAUGCGUCCAGAGACUGUAGCGGUAAUGGCAACGCAGGAGCCGUCAACGCCGGAACUAUGCGAACUCUCCGCCAACAAUUAUGCUUCUUUCCGUUCGAUAGAGAAUUUGGUGACGAAUGCAGCGCCUAUGGCGCGUAGUGAAGCGUUCGCGACGGCAGCGUCGGCGGUGACGGCGGCAGCAGCACGCGAGGAGGCGAACAAUGUCAACGAAAGCGGAAGUAAUACAUCUGUGAUUUAAAAGCAAACAAACAAGUGGGGCGAAAGUGGAAAAAGAGAAAAGGAAGAUGAAGGAAAAAUGAUGAAGAGAGGGAGAAGGGGUGGAGAGUGCGAAACGAAGAUGAAAACCAAUUGAAAUGGUUUUUUAGCAUGUCCUAGGUGUAUGUAUGUAUGUAAAUAGUUAACAUUAAAAAAAAAGAAAUAUAUA